GCUGCUGGCGGCCUGACCAACAUUUAGUUAUUGCUACAAACCGACCAGCUUGUAGGAAUAACUAAAUGUUGCACGGCUGACAGGAAUUUCCUUUUUUUUUUAACCUCGGAUGUCUCUGUUAUUUGGGAUUUUUAUCCUCUUUAGCAAAAUGCGCUGCGCAGUGAUUUUCUCGGAUUGUUGUGCAGCAGCUGGCGGGCACGGAGCUGACCCUGACUGUAGUCACAGCUCUUCACUGGCACAGUGCUGCUCUUCUGUCUCGGUGCCCACGUUUGAGCAGCUUUGAAAACCCUGACCAGGGAUCAUUUGGAUGGUCAGCAUCUGUGGGCCACUUCUGCAAAUCAUCAGCGGGUUUCCCACAGUCGAAAUUUCCACAACUACUCCUUUGGUGCUGGCCUCUCUGUCCAUGAUGAUGUCACAUGGUUUCAAGAGCAGUAAGCAGGACUUCAACUUUGGACCAUGGAAAGUGACUGCUUCCAAAAACCACAUCAUGAAGUCCAAGGACAUUGAACGGCUAGCAGAAGACAUGAACAUGCCUUCUCUUCCAGAGAUGUUGUUUGGAGACAACAUACUGCGCAUCCAGCACACGGACGGUUACGGGAUUGAAUUCAAUGCUGUUGAUUCCCUGAAGAGAGUCAGCAACAUGGAGGAUAGCGUCAAGGUGGCGUGUGCUCAGGAAUGGCAGGAGAGCAGAGCUGAUUCUGAACACUCUAAAGAUGUGAUCCGACCUUAUGACUGGACGUACACCACAGACUACAGAGGCACUCUGACAGGAGAAAGCAUGCAGAUAAAGGUGUCUGAGACUGCCGAGCGUAUUGACAUGGAGAAGCUUAAGGCUCGGGAACACAUCAUGUUCUUUGAUGAGGUGCUGCUGUUUGAAGAUGAGCUGCACGACCAUGGAGUCUCUAUGCUUAGCGUCAAAAUUCGAGUGAUGCCGACCAGCUUCUUCCUGUUGAUGCGUUUCUUCCUGCGAGUGGACGGAGUGCUGAUUAGAAUAAACGAUACUCGACUAUAUCACGAGGCUGGGAAGGAUUACAUGCUGCGAGAGUUCACUACGAGGGAAAGCAAAAUCUCAGAGCUGAAGAAUGUUCCGGCUCCACUGUUCACCGAUCCCAACGAGGUGGCCCAGUACUUAACCCUGAAGAUGACCGAGUGUGAGAAGCUGGAACUUCCUGUGCUGCAGACUCACACAGCUGAUAAUAAAGUCAUUGAGUGACAGUAUAGUGAAAGAUCCGCGCUAACUGUUCUGCAUAGUGACAAACAGAAAUAUUAGUCUUAAACUGUUCCUUUAUCUCACACCAACGCAAAGCCACGACUGCUCUUACAAUUAUCUGUACAGGAACAACUUUUUUCAUAUAGUUUGCCCUUAAAACUAGAAUCUGCUUCCUGUUUUGUUCAUAUUUGACAUUUCUUAUUAUGAGACUUGCUUUGUAACAUAAAGCAUUGUAGAAUAACUGUUUCUAAUAUUAGUUCAUCGGUACAAAACAAAACAAACAAAUCCUGUAUUUUCCAAAUUCAAAAUCAACAGUUUGUGUAAAUAUCCCUGCUGAAGGUGAAGAAGUGUAUUUUUCCUUUGUGUCGGAAGCACCUUCAGAUUCAAAUGUCUCCCAUAUGGCCACAUAAAUUUUGUUUGUGUAGUAACUACGUUGCUUUGUGUGUGGUCGAUAGUUCUUUCCUGACAAAACAGUAUUAAAUCAUUCCCUCUAUCAGACAGCGUUCCGGUUGGACUCCAGCUGGGAGCGCUUUGAGCCUCACCAGGUGAACAAUGAGAACAUGUGAUGAUAGUGUUUUGUAAUAACAGCAUAAUGGCAGUAAUAAUGUUGCACAAAAAAUGUUUAAAAUAUGAAUUGUUAUUACAUUAAAUAAUGUAAUUUAUAACAGACAUAAUCGUCAUUA
Messenger RNA from Haplochromis burtoni (Burton's mouthbrooder), 1893 nucleotides. RefSeq names its product TIP41, TOR signaling pathway regulator-like (S. cerevisiae) (gene tiprl). Gene Ontology annotation, cellular component: cytosol. The transcript is spliced from 8 exons. The coding region runs from base 308 to 1213 and encodes 301 amino acids. Gene Ontology annotation, biological process: TOR signaling. NCBI's taxonomy places the organism in Eukaryota, Metazoa, Chordata, Actinopteri, Cichliformes, Cichlidae. The record is from RefSeq and is a predicted model, not a curated record.